GUCAGUUUUUCUUCGUGGUGUUUGUUCGGUACGACGCGUUGAAGGCAGUGAAAUUUCUGGAAAUUAAGUGGAAAAUACGGUAAAAAUCUUUACAAAUAUAGUGUAGUUUUGGGCACUGACGCCAAAAGUUUGUUCUGAAACCAUUUUCUUCCCACAGUUGAGUGCUACUUUUUGCUGGUGCAUCAUUUAUAGUGUUGUGUAGUGGCAACUGCAGAUCGAAUUAAAACUUGUGCAAUUUAUCAAGUGAAAGCUCGGUGGUGAAAAGUCCAGGAUGGCGAGUCCCUCGCCAGUAAACAGUCCUAUGCCUCCGCCCCAGGCACCGAGUCCAAUGGGGCCGCCUUCGCAGAGCCCCGCUCCAUCUCCGUCGCCGCAUAGUCCGUAUCAACCGCCGCCGGGGCCACCUCAAGGUCCACCGCAUAUGGCGCCGGGCCAGGGUCCGCCCCAUCCGCAUGGCCCUCCGGGACCGCCGCAAGGAGGACAAGGUGGGCAUAUGCAAAUGCAGGGCCCCCCUCCGCAGCACGGACCUCAACCACCAAAUCCCCACGGACCUCCACCACCCCAGCACGGUCCGCCGCACAUGAACGGUCCUCCCCCACCGCAAGGUCCAGGUGGGCCGCCUCCACCGCAUCAUAUGCAGGGCCCCGGUGGUCCCGGAGGACCGCCCGGUCCGCCACCGCAGCAUAUGCAGCAGCAUCCACCGGGUCCGCCCCAUCCGCAGAUGGGGCAGCAUGGAGGACCGCCCCAAUCGCAGCCUCCACCACAUCCGGGAAUGCCGCCCCACCAGGGACCGCCGAUGCCUCCCGGGAUGGUUCCCGGGGGUUACCCACCCCACUCGAUGCCGCCGAAUGCGGGUCCUCCACCACCGGUUCCGAUGCAACCAGGAGGUCCUCCAGGCCCGGGCCCCAACAUGGGUGGCCCCGGAGGGCCCAACAUGAUGCCCGGUGGACCACCGCCUCCACCCGGACAGGAGAAUCUGAACGCUCUCCAGCGAGCCAUCGAUUCCAUGGAAGAAAAAGGCCUGCAAGAAGAUCCGCGCUAUUCCCAACUGUUGGCCCUGCGUGCCACUUCCAAGCAGCAGAAUUUAAAUGCGUCUCAACUCCAUCAGCUGCGUGGCCAAAUCAUGGCCUACAGAUUGUUGGCACGUCACCAACCCAUCAGUAAGCAACUGGCAUCGCAGAUUCAAGCUCAGCGAUCCGACGGAACGCCACCGCAAUGUCCAACUCCUCCGGCUAGUCCAUAUCCGGGUGGUCCACAGGGAGGCCCAUCACCGCAACCGGGAAUGCAACAACAACAACAACCGCCCCAGCCAGGGCCACCACAGGGACCACAGCAGGGUCCUCCCGUUGUACCGCCAGGUAAAGUCGGCCCACCAGAACCAGGAAAGCCAACUGCCGGUGGAAUGCCACCAAAUCAGAGCCCCAUGCCGGGAAUGACCAUGGGAGGCCAACAGCCACCUCACCAACAACAGAUGGGCCCUGGCCAACCACAACGUCCAAGCUCGCAAGGACCGGCCGGAGCAGGACCUCGCCCAGCAGCUCAGGCUCCCAUUGUCCAACCGAUUCAGAAGCAAAACCGAGUCACCACAGUGGCCAAACCCGUCGGCCUGGAUCCAAUCAUCAUUCUGCAAGAGCGUGAAAACAGAAUGGCUGCCAGAAUCGCCCUAAGAAUGGAGGAACUCAGCAACCUUCCGACUACGAUGCCAGAAGACAUACGAAUCCAGGCUCAAAUCGAGCUUAGAGCUCUGCGAGUACUGAACUUCCAACGUCAACUCAGAUCUGAAAUCGUCCAGUGUACCAGACGAGACACAACUCUGGAAACGGCUGUCAAUGUCAAAGCCUACAAGCGUACCAAACGUCAAGGAUUGCGCGAGGCCCGAGCUACCGAAAAACUUGAGAAACAACAAAAACUCGAAGCGGAGCGCAAGCGUCGCCAGAAGCACCAGGAAUUCCUCGCUUUGGUCCUGCAGCACGGCAAGGACUUCAAGGAGUACCACCGCAACAAUGUCGCCAAGCUGGGCCGUCUGAAUAAGGCCAUCAUGAACUACCACGCCAACGCCGAGCGCGAGCAAAAGAAGGAACAGGAACGCAUAGAAAAGGAACGUAUGCGCCGUCUGAUGGCCGAGGACGAAGAAGGUUACCGAAAGCUUAUCGAUCAGAAGAAAGACAAGCGUCUGGCGUUCCUGUUGUCGCAGACCGACGAAUACAUCGGCAACCUUACCGAGAUGGUCAAACAGCACAAGGUGGAUCAGAAAAAGAAGAAAGACGACGAGGAACAGCGAAAGCGUCGCAAGAAGCGUAUGGUGUUGGAGAGCGGAGACAUUCAGCAUCUGGAUACGGACUGCGAAGCACACGAUUGUCGUGUCACGGUCGUUGAGACGGCUUCCGGAAAGACAAUCGGCGGGGACGAUGCCCCUUAUUUGCGCGAUUUGUACAACUGGUUGCAGAUACAUCCCGGAUGGGAGUAUGUUAUCUCGGACGAUGAAGACGACGAUGACGAUGAAGAUUCGGAUGAGAAGAGAAAGAAGAAAGGAGAGGACGACCUGGCGGAUAAUAACAAAACGAAGGAGGUCAUUCAAAAGGCGAAGGUUGAAGACGAUGAGUAUAAGACAGAAGAGCAGACCUAUUACAGUAUUGCGCAUACCGUUCACGAGAAGGUCACGGAACAAGCUUCAAUUUUGGUCAACGGAAAACUAAAAGAGUAUCAAAUCAAGGGUUUGGAAUGGUUGGUCUCUCUGUUCAACAACAAUCUGAACGGAAUUCUCGCUGAUGAGAUGGGUCUGGGCAAGACGAUCCAAACAAUCGGUUUGGUAACCUACCUGAUGGAGAAGAAGAAGAACAACGGACCCUACCUGAUCAUUGUUCCGUUGUCCACCCUCUCCAACUGGGUGUUGGAAUUCGAGAAAUGGGCUCCCGCUGUCGGAGUGGUAGCUUACAAGGGAUCCCCAGCCGGACGUCGUGCAGUCCAAAACCAAAUGAAGGCCACCAAGUUUAACGUCCUGUUGACCACUUACGAAUAUGUCAUCAAGGACAAAGCUGUAUUGGCGAAGAUCUCCUGGAAGUACAUGAUCAUUGACGAGGGUCAUCGUAUGAAGAAUCAUCACUGUAAGCUGACACAGGUCCUGAACACGCACUACACGGCCCCACAUCGUCUCCUCCUGACCGGUACUCCGCUUCAAAAUAAACUUCCGGAGUUGUGGGCUCUCCUCAACUUCUUACUGCCGUCUAUCUUCAAAUCUUGCUCCACUUUCGAGCAGUGGUUCAAUGCUCCUUUCGCCACCACCGGUGAGAAGGUCGAGCUGAACGAAGAAGAAACCAUUCUUAUCAUUCGUCGUCUGCACAAGGUUUUGCGUCCCUUCUUGCUGCGUCGUUUGAAGAAGGAAGUCGAAUCGCAGCUGCCAGACAAGGUCGAGUACAUCGUUAAAUGCGACAUGUCCGGACUGCAACGAGUGCUCUACAAACACAUGCAAAGCAAGGGAGUUUUGCUAACGGAUGGAUCUGAGAAGGGAAAUAAGGGCAAGGGAGGCGCUAAGGCCCUGAUGAACACGAUUGUUCAGUUGCGUAAGUUGUGUAACCAUCCAUUCAUGUUCCAACACAUUGAAGAGAAGUAUUGCGACCAUAUUGGAGGUCAGGGCACAGUUUCGGGUCCGGAUCUGUAUCGUUCGUCUGGCAAGUUUGAGCUGCUGGAUCGAAUUUUACCUAAGUUGAAAGUGUCCGGUCAUCGUGUGUUGCUCUUCUGUCAGAUGACCCAGUGCAUGACCAUCAUCGAGGAUUAUCUUUCGUGGCGUGGAUUCGGAUACCUCCGUCUGGAUGGUACCACCAAGGCUGAGGAGCGUGGCGAUUUGCUGAAGAAGUUCAACUGCAAGAACUCUGAAUACUUCGUGUUCCUGCUGUCCACCCGUGCCGGUGGAUUGGGAUUGAAUCUGCAGACGGCCGAUACGGUCGUCAUCUUCGAUUCGGAUUGGAAUCCGCAUCAGGAUUUGCAGGCGCAGGAUCGUGCCCAUCGUAUCGGUCAGAGGAACGAGGUGCGCGUGUUACGUCUCAUGACGGUCAACUCAGUUGAGGAACGUAUCUUGGCCGCUGCUAGGUACAAGUUGAACAUGGACGAAAAGGUCAUCCAGGCCGGUAUGUUCGAUCAAAAGUCCACCGGUAGCGAACGUCAGCAGUUCCUGCAGAGUAUUCUGCACCAAGACGAGAUGGACGAGGAAGAAGAGAAUGAAGUACCGGAUGAUGAAAUGAUCAAUCUGAUGAUUUCUCGCAACGACGACGAGCUGGAACUGUUCAAGAAAAUGGACGCCGAGCGGAAGGCAGAGGAAGUCAAACCCCGUUUAAUCGAUGAAUCGGAACUGCCCGAUUGGUUGGUAAAAGAAGAAGAGGAAGUCGACCGAUGGGAUUACGAGGAAGACAAUUCUAUUCUGGGGCGAGGAUCGCGUCAGCGCAAGGAAGUGGACUACACGGACAGUCUAACCGAGAAGGAGUGGCUAAAGGCCAUUGACGAUGGUGCCGAUUUCGACGAGGAGCUUGAAGAAGAAGAACGCGAGAAGAAGCGUAAGGGCCGCAAGCGCAAGAGUCGUCGUGAAGAUUCCGACGACGAAAGCGUUAUUUCUACAGUGACGAAGCGCAGGAAGGGAACCACCGCUCCCAAGGUUAAGAAACAGAUGAAGAAGGUUAUCGACGCUGUAAUUAAAUACACCGAUCCCGACGGUCGAGUAUUGAGCGAACCAUUUAUGCGGCUUCCGUCGCGGAGGGAUCUGCCCGAUUACUACGAAGUCAUUAAGCGGCCCAUCGACAUUAAAAAGAUCGUAACACGAAUCGAAGAAGCCAAGUACGCCGAUUUCCCAGACUUAGAAAAAGACUUCUUCCAACUCUGCCAGAAUGCACAGAUAUACAAUGAGGAGGCGUCCCUCAUCUACGAAGACAGUUUGGAACUGCAGCAAAUCUUCACCACUUCGAAGCAGAAAGUACUGGAAGCAGCCGAUGAGGAUGACUCCGAGGAUGACGACGAUGACAACUCGGACGAGGAGUCCGGCAGCGUCAAGAUGAAGUUGAAGAUUUCCAAAGCUGGAACGUCAUCGUCGAUGUCCGCAUCGAAGCCGAAGGGUACGCCAGGGCGCAGGAAACGCUCCCAGAAGAAGUACACCAUUUCGGACGAUGACGAUGAUGACAUGGAUUAAGAUAACUAGUUUUUAGGCAACUAAAAAUAUGGCAUUGCAUGCUACGUAUUUAAUCAAUUAUCGUUAUCGGCGAGAUAAUUAAUAUGUGUAGAGUGUAACGUUUACUUAUUGUGGGUAGUCUUAUAGCAUAACUUAUUAUUCAAUGGGUUAACUAUGACUCAAAAUUUAUCGCAAUUUUAUGAAAUUGAUUCCUUACUAACAUAAUCUUAUCAUGCACAAUAGUUUGGUUAAUGUUUUAGCUUACUCUACUAGGAUCAACUGUUUAAGAUUUUUUUAUUUGCAUUGAUUGCCCCAAUAUUUAAUCACUAUCUAUUAUAUAAUCAACAAAAUGUUAUCUGAUAAGAUUAUAUGUGGAUCGAGAGGCAGAAAUAAAUGGAAAAUAAAUUCCUGAUUUAGGCACAGCCAGACUGUGCUUGUUGAUCAGGUUCUGCCUUUCAAAAAACAGGCUUUCCUUAAGAUAUUUGGCCGUCGGAUUACCGACUAUUAUAAUUGGAUAAUUACUAGGCGAUACAAAGCUAGCAAA
Molecule: messenger RNA, 5693 nt
Organism: Armigeres subalbatus
Lineage: Eukaryota; Metazoa; Arthropoda; Insecta; Diptera; Culicidae
Gene: brm
Product: ATP-dependent helicase brm
Exons: 5
Coding region: 272-5170 (1632 amino acids)
Biological process (GO): positive regulation of transcription by RNA polymerase II
Cellular component (GO): nucleus
Molecular function (GO): transcription factor binding; histone binding; ATP-dependent chromatin remodeler activity
Source: RefSeq, a predicted model, not a curated record